This is a messenger RNA of Trypanosoma grayi, 396 nucleotides long. RefSeq lists its product as hypothetical. NCBI's taxonomy places the organism in Eukaryota, Euglenozoa, Kinetoplastea, Trypanosomatida, Trypanosomatidae. The record is from RefSeq and is a predicted model, not a curated record. The transcript has a single exon. The coding region runs from base 1 to 396 and encodes 131 amino acids.
AUGCCCUCCCCCUUCUUGAACCAGGCUGGAAUUAUUGCGUGUGGAAUUCCGGUCGUCGGUGGCGCUGGGGUGGGUGGGUGGUUGGGGGGUGCUGGCUGUAGAGGCGGCGGUUCGCCAACGCAACCGCAUCUGGCGUGCUUGUGUUCUUGCGCUUUUGGGGAACAGAAGCCGUCCUGGCCUACUUGUCCCGCGCCUCGUUCUUUGCAACGCAUGCGGCGGCGCAGCGCAAACCGCAGCCGCGUGCGUGCCCUGCGGCGCUGUGGGUCCAAUGGUGGGUUCUGUUGUUUGCGGGGUGUCGGCGUGUUGGUGUUAAAGGGGCUUGCUUGGAACGCCGUGGGGCGUGACGGGGGGCCCGCGAAGAUAGAGACUUUGGGCGGCCGGUCGCCGUGGCGGUGA